Andrographis paniculata is the source of this 1210-nucleotide messenger RNA. RefSeq names its product protein POLAR LOCALIZATION DURING ASYMMETRIC DIVISION AND REDISTRIBUTION-like. Gene Ontology annotation, biological process: asymmetric cell division. Lineage: Eukaryota; Viridiplantae; Streptophyta; Magnoliopsida; Lamiales; Acanthaceae. The record is from RefSeq and is a predicted model, not a curated record. Bases 317 to 1210 code for a protein of 297 amino acids. The transcript is spliced from 2 exons.
GUUGGAAUCCAAAAGUAAUAAACAAACAGAGCCUCAAUUAAACAACGCCCUGGUUUUGCAUGAUCAACCGCAAUAAAUUCCGACAAGCUAAAUAAAGCUCUUCUCUUCCCCCUGUCCGAAUUGAAUUGAAGUAACUUCUCUUCCAUGGCGAUUAUGACUACCGCCUUCAUCCCGUGACCCUUUCCUAAUUCUCCCCUCCAUUAAUGGAUCCUGCUGUGCUCUCUGUCUCCUCACUAUUUCUAUUUCACCAACCCAACUCAUAUAAAGAAAAGGCUUCCGCUUCGCUUCCAUCUCCACACCAAAUUAGCUCAAAGCUAUGAAUUACGACGAUGGCUACUGCAGCGACACCGCCGUCGGAGCUAUCGGCCGGAGAAGACGAGGAGAUGCCUGCCAGAAUUUCACGUGUAUGUCGCCGUGGCACAUCGUCCGCCGUUGGAUCACCGGACCGAAAUCCAACGGAUCCUCCUCGGGAAGAAAUUGGGGAAAAAGGAACUCGAAUCCGAAGACGAAAUUAGGGUUUCUGAACAGACUGGACGUCGACAACGAUGAGCCUCCAUCGUCUUCUACCGUGGAUCGUGUUUCAGAUAUCGGCAGAGAAGCUUCGUUUAAUUUAGGAGUUGGAUUCGGUUUGAUCUAUCUCAUCGCUGCAAGCAGAAAUGAGCUCAGCAAAAUGGUUGAGUUGCAGAGACAGAUCGAAGCUCUGCUUCGGAAUCUCAAUCAGGACAACCCUAAACCGCCAUUGUCCCUACCUCCAAAAUCCCCAAAUUCAUCUUCUUCCUCAAUUAUCACCGAAAUCCAAGCAGAGAAAACUCCUAUAACGAAUCAACCUGAUACCCAAUCCGAAGUUCAGAUGAGAUCAGAAGAAUGCGCGCCGGAGCCGGCGCCGGCGCCGGAGUAUUACAGCGUGCCGGCGAGAGAGCUGGAGAGGAAACUCCACGAGCUUCUAGAAGCAAGACAGCAGGAGAGAAUAACAGAACUGGAGACAACAUUGGAUCGUGCAAUGCUGAAGCUUGGGGAGAAGGAAAGAGAGGUCGCGUGGUGGAAAGACACGGCCCGCCUCAUCGCCGGCAACCUUCCGCCGAUUCCAAACCCGCCGGCGAGCAAGGUCAAGCUUCAGAGCAUCAAUGGCGGACGCGAGAUCACAGUCCGGGAAAUAACCACAAGUAUGGUUAUGAAUUCUCUGUUCGAAACUAAGUACGAAACUGUAUAA